AUGUCCAACCCGUCCGAACCACCCCACUCGAAGGAGGACCACGACUACCACGCAGACUACGACCUCUCCCGGCCCCUCGCCACCGCCUCCGCCCGCGGCCUCCGCCAAGGCCUCACCAGCUACGGCGACGCGCACUUCUCGCUCUUCCUCCGCAAAGCCUUCAUCAAAGCCGCGGGGCUCUCCUCCUCGGCCCUCGCCCGCCCCAUCAUCGGCAUCGCCACCACGGCGUCGGGCUUCAACCCGUGCCACGCCAACUCGCCCGCGCUCGUCGACGCGCUGCGGCGCGGGGUGCUGCUGGCGGGCGGGCUGCCGGUCGAGUUCCCGACGAUCUCGCUGCACGAGUCGUUCGCGGGCCCCUCGUCGUCCAUGUUCCUGCGCAACCUGAUGAGCGUGGAUACCGAGGAGAUGGUGCGCGCGCAGCCGGUCGACGCCGUGGUGCUCGUGGGCGGCUGCGACAAGACGGUGCCGGCGCAGCUGAUGGGGGCCGUGGCGGCCGGGGAAGUGUGCCCCGCGCUGCCGCUCGUGACGGGGCCGAUGAUGCCCGGCAGCUAUCGCGGGGUGAGGGUGGGGGCGUGCACGGAUUGUAGGGGGAGUUGGGCGAGGUUUAGGGCCGGGGAGAUGGACGUGGAGGAUAUCGAGGGGGUGAAUGACGAGUUGGCUCCGACGUCCGGAACCUGCGGCGUCAUGGGCACCGCCAGCACCAUGGCCUGCAUCACCGCGGCCCUGGGCCUCAUUCCCCUCCGCGCCGGCGCCACCGCGCCCGCCGUCUCCGCCGCCCGCCUGCGCGUCGCCGAAGAGACGGGAAAAAACGCCGUCCACGCCGCCACCCACCAAGACCGCGCCUCGCUCCUCCCCACCGCCCUCCUCACGCGCGAGUCGUUCCUCAACGCCAUCACCGUGCUGCAGGCCGUCGGCGGCUCCACCAACGCCGUCGUCCACCUCCUCGCCAUCAUCAACCGGCACCCGCACCUCGCGGGCACCAUCACCCUCGCCGACUUCGACGCCGUCGGCCGCGCGACGCCGCUGCUCGUCGACCUCAAGCCGUCGGGCAGCGGGUACAUGACCGACUUCCACGACGCGGGCGGCAUGCCCGCGCUGCUGACCCAGCUGCGGCCGCUGCUGCAUCUCGACGCGCGGACCAUUACGGGCCGCACGCUCGGCGAGGCGCUCGACGCGUGCAACUUCCGCCCCUUCGAAGCAUCGUAUCGGAUCGUGCGCCCGCUAUCCGACCCGCUAUACCCGGCCUCCUCGCUCGUCGUCCUGACGGGCAACCUCGCGCCGCGGGGCGCCGUCAUGAAGGCGUCGGCGUCAAAGGACCGCCGGCUGCUGCAGCACUCGGGCCCCGCGUGCGUGUUUCGCGACGCCGAGGACCUGGCCGAGAGGCUGGACGACCCGGAGUUGCGCGUCACGCGCGACUCGGUGCUCGUGCUGCAGAACAUUGGGCCGAGGGGCCACCCGGGUAUGCCGGAGGCGGGGAUGUUGCCCAUUCCGCGGAAACUGGCGAGGGAGGGGGUCGAGGAUAUGGUGCGUGUGAGUGAUGGGCGUAUGUCUGGGACUGCGGGUGGGACGGUUGUGCUGCACGUUAGUCCCGAGGCGAAGGAGGUGGAGAGCGUGUUGGGUAUUGUGAGGGAUGAGGAUGUCAUCAGGGUGGAUCUUGAGGGGAGGAGGCUGGAUGUGUUGCUGAGUGAGGAGGAGAUCAGGGCUAGGAUCGAGGAGAGGAAGGUGGUGGAGAGAAGGCUGGCGGAAGCUGAAGAGGUGGAUGCGGUGGCUGCGGGGAAGCCGAGGCGGGUGAGGAGGGGAUAUAGGGCGCUGUAUGAUAAGUGCGUGAAUCAGGCAGAUGAGGGUGCGGACUUUGACUUUCUGACUGCGAGGGGGAUAUGA
This is a messenger RNA of Diplodia corticola, 1881 nucleotides long. RefSeq names its product dihydroxy-acid dehydratase. The transcript has 2 exons. Bases 1 to 1881 code for a protein of 626 amino acids. Gene Ontology annotation, molecular function: hydro-lyase activity. NCBI's taxonomy places the organism in Eukaryota, Fungi, Ascomycota, Dothideomycetes, Botryosphaeriales, Botryosphaeriaceae. The record is from RefSeq and is a predicted model, not a curated record.